GUGGCGGGGAGGGGCCGCGCCGCCUCAGAGCCGCGGCCAUGGCGGCGGGCUUCGUGAGGGAGCUGGAGCGGCGGGGCGGCCCGGCGCUGCGGCUGGAGCAGCGGGCGGCGGGCGGCGUGGGCUGCGUUGUGUGGGACGCCGCGCUGGUGCUCGCCAAGUUCCUGGAGACCGGCGCCUGCCCCCUCGCCCGCCGAGCCGUUCUCGAGUUGGGCGCCGGCACCGGCGCCGUCGGUAUCAUGGCGGCCACGCUGGGGGCGAACGUGACGGUCACCGACCUUGAGGAGCUCCAGGAGCUGUUGAUGGUGAAUAUAGAGAACAACAAACAUCUCGUCACGGGGUCAGUCCGAGCCAAGGUACUGAAAUGGGGUGAAGAUGUAACAGAGUUUCAGCCUCCCCCUGAUUACAUACUCAUGGCUGAUUGCAUUUACUACGAGGAGUCGUUAGAACCGUUACUGAAGACACUGAAAGACCUCACUGGCCCUGAUACGUGUGUCUUGUGCUGUUACGAACAGAGGACUAUGGGAAAGAAUCCUGAAAUAGAGAGGAGAUACUUUGAGCUGCUUCAGAUGGACUUCGAGCUGGAAAAAAUUCCCCUGGAUAAGCACGAUGAGGAGUAUCGCAGCGCAGACAUCCACAUUGUGAAUAUCCACAGGAAACAAGCGAUAUCUUCACAGAAUCUUCUGUUGUGAGAUCUUUGACCACGUUGCCUGUCCUCUGGCAGCUGGCUGGAGCUCUGGGGAAGACGGAGAGAGCGUAAAACAGCACCACAAAGGGACUGCCUCCAGCGUGGUUGGUGACACACCUACAGGACGCUUCUAGCUGGUGGACUUGGCACGAGGCACAGGGAGGAGCGGGCUCCUUCGACCAGAUGCCCUGAUAGCACCUUUCUGAGAGCACACACUGAUCUCUCGCUGCCUGCAGGAGAAGAGGAAGGCCAAAAUGGAACCAGAGCUUAACCCAGAGCAGUGCUGGCUGCGUGUCCUGGUUACCUCCGAGCCAAGCGCUCAUGAAGCGCACCCAAGGGCUCUCUGCAGAAGUCUCUGUGCCAUAACGCAGCACCACCCGCUCCCUCCGAGGAGAAACCCCCGUGAGCGGGCUCAAACAGGCCCAGAGAGCCGGUCAAUAAAACUUUUCCACUCAA
Cygnus olor (mute swan) is the source of this 1141-nucleotide messenger RNA. It is a transcript of the gene VCPKMT, whose product is annotated as valosin containing protein lysine methyltransferase. The coding region runs from base 39 to 689 and encodes 216 amino acids. Gene Ontology annotation, biological process: peptidyl-lysine methylation. NCBI's taxonomy places the organism in Eukaryota, Metazoa, Chordata, Aves, Anseriformes, Anatidae. Gene Ontology annotation, cellular component: cytosol; cytoplasm. The transcript is spliced from 6 exons. The record is from RefSeq and is a predicted model, not a curated record. Gene Ontology annotation, molecular function: protein-lysine N-methyltransferase activity.